This is a messenger RNA of Dunckerocampus dactyliophorus (ringed pipefish), 3069 nucleotides long. RefSeq names its product peptidyl-tRNA hydrolase 2 (gene ptrh2). Gene Ontology annotation, cellular component: cytosol; mitochondrion. The transcript is spliced from 2 exons. Lineage: Eukaryota; Metazoa; Chordata; Actinopteri; Syngnathiformes; Syngnathidae. Gene Ontology annotation, biological process: negative regulation of anoikis; positive regulation of anoikis. Gene Ontology annotation, molecular function: peptidyl-tRNA hydrolase activity. The record is from RefSeq and is a predicted model, not a curated record. The coding region runs from base 111 to 626 and encodes 171 amino acids.
UGAGACAGCCCGAGGGUGGCGGUAAUGCAGCUUUGCAGACUUUCGCUUUUUAAUAGAAGAAGAAACUUAGCUCAGCUGUCGGCGUGUUGAACAGCUCCAGUGUUAACAAGAUGGACAUGCUGUGUGGCCCAUUGGGCUUGGGUGUUGUCACAGGACUUGGCUGCGGGAUCCUCCUCGGUUGGCACCUGCGGGCGCGUUUGGGUCCAGCCUCCAAAAACCUAAUGGCGGCGAUGGGGAACGGUUCUAGUGAAGCGAGCGUGAUGGGAGAAGGAGGCGAGUUUAAGAUGAUCCUGGUGGUCCGCAGCGAUCUGAAGAUGGGCAAAGGCAAGGUGGCGGCCCAGUGCUCUCAUGCUGCAGUGGCGGCCUACAAGCAGGUGCAGCGCAGGAACCCAGACCUCCUCAAACAGUGGGAGUACUGCGGCCAGCCCAAAGUGGUGGUCAAGUCUCCCGACGAGGACACCCUCAUUCAUCUUCUGGGCCACGCCAAGGAAGUGGGGCUCCCUGUGAGUCUGAUCCAGGAUGCAGGGAGGACACAAAUUGCUCCAGGGUCUCGCACGGUACUUGGAAUCGGCCCAGGCCCGUCUGAUCUCAUUGACAAAGUCACUGGAGACCUGAAGCUUUACUAAGUUGUCAGUUGAACGUCCUGUAUCCAGCUUCUGUAUUGCAACAUUGACAGAAUUCUGACGAGAAAACUAGUGUCAUGUCUUGCUAUCAGCGAUUGAAAACAGUUUCUAAUAUUUUGGUUACCUCAUUGGGCUAACCUGAAGAAGUUCUCCACCUCUGCACGGCACAAUAAUAAACUAUUUCUUAUCCGCCAGUGACAGUUAAUACAGCUGCAGUAUUGGAUCUCAGGGUUUCCUGUACAUUCAUGUACAACCAACCCCUGGCAAAAAUGAUGGAAUCACCAGUCUCGGAGGAUGUUCAUUCAGUUGUUUAAAUUUGUAGAAAAAAAGCAGAUCACAGACAUGACACAAAACUAAAGUCAUUUCAAAUGGCAACUUUCUGGCUUUAAGAAACACAAAAAGAAAUCAUGAAAAAAAGAUGUGGUAGUCAGUAACAGUUACUUUUUUAGACCAAUCAGAGGGAAACAAUUUUUGGAAUCACUCAAUUCUGAGGAAAAAAUGAUGGAAUCACCCUGUAAAUUUCCAUUCCCAAAACUAACACCUGCAUCAGAUUAGAUCUGCUCGUUAGUCUGCAGUUAAACAGGAGUGAUCACACCUUGGAGAGCUGUUGCACCAAGUAGACCGACAUGAAUCAUGGCGCCAACACAAGAGAUGUCAAUUGAAACAAAGGAGAGGAUUAUCAAACUUCUUAAAGAAGGUAAAUCAUCACGCAAUGUUGCAAAAGAUGUUGGUUGUUCACAGUCAGCUGUGUCUAAAAUCUGGACCAAGUACAAACAACAUGGGAAGGUUGUUAAAGGCAAGCAUACUGGUAGACCAAGGAAGACAUCAAAGCGUCAAGACAGAAAACUUAAAGCAAUAUGUCUUGAAAACAGAAAAUGCACAGCAAAACAAAUGAGGAACAAAUGGGAGGAAACUGGAGUCAACGUCUGUGACCGAACUGUAAGAAACCGCCUAAAGGAAAUGGGAUUUACAUCCAGGAAAGCUAAACGAAAGCCAUCAUUAACACCUAAAGAGAAAAAAACAAGGUUACAAUGAGCUAAGGAAAAGCAAUCGUGGAUGACUGGAUGAAAGUCAUAUUCAGUGAUGAAUCGUGAAUCUGCAUUGAGCAAGGUGAUGAUGCUGGAACUUUUGUUUGGUGCCGUUCCAAUGAGAUUUAUGAAGACGACUGCCUGAAGAAAACAUGCACAUUUCCACAGUCAUUGAUGAUAUGGGGCUGCAUGUCAGGUAAAGGCACUGGGGAGAUGGCUGUCAUUACAUCUUCAAUAAAUGCACAAGUUUACGUUGACAUUUUGGACACUUUUCUUAUCCCAUCAAUUGAAAGGGCGUUUGGGGAUGAUGAAAUCAUUUUUCAGGAUGAUAAUGCAUCUUGCCAUAGAGCAAAAACUGUGAAAACAUUCCUUGAAGAAAGACACAUAAGGUCAAUGUCAUGGCCUGCAAAUAGUCCGGAUCUCAAUCCAAUUGAAAAUCUGUGGUGGAAGUUGAAGAAAAUGGUCCAUGACAAGGCUCCAACCUGCAAAGCUGAUCUGGCAAAAGCAAUCAGAGAAAGUUGGAGCCAGAUUGAUGAAGAGUACUGUUUGUCACUCAUUAAGUCCAUGCCUCUGAGACUGCGAGCUGUUAUAAAAGCCAGAGGUGGUGCAACAAAGUACUAGUGGUGUGUUGAAGUAUUCUUUUGUUGUUUUUUUUUUUCAUGAUUCCCUAAUUUUUUCCCCCUGAUUGGUCUAAAAAAGUAACUGUUAUUGACUACCACAUCUUUUUUUCUUGAUUUCUUUUAGUGUUUCUUAAAGCCAGAAAGUUGCCAUUUGAAACGACUUUAGUUUUGUGUCAUGUCUGUGAUCUGCUUUUUUUCUACAAAAUUAAACAACUGAAUGAACAUCCUCCGAGACUGGUGAUUCCUUAAUUUUUUCCAGGGGUUGUACUUGUUGCGGCCCACUGCCUGUUUGCCCUCGCUCAUCAACUCUUAAAACACACCUGGUCCACAAGAAAUGAAGUCACUCGCAUGUAUUUCACUCCUGUGACCGUGCCGUUUCAUCCAGGCGCCGUUCUGCUGUACUGAAGCGUUUUUGUAACCUUGUUAAAACAGUGCUAAAGUAAUCCUGUUCCAGUCCUCUGACUGAGCAUUCAUUCGCAAGCAAGCUAGUGAUGACACAGGAGACAUGGCAGGACGGCACGAAGGAGAUUGAUAAUUUGGCCAGGGUAUGAAUAAUUUGACAUUAACUGUCCUGUAUUGUGUAGUUUUGGGAAUCCAAAAUGCUUGUUAGAAAUGCAGAUUGUGGGAGUCAAUUUGGCACAUGAAAAUGGGAAAAAAAAAUCGAGGCACAAGGUAAAGGGAAAAAGAUGAAAUGUUGCUAACAAAACUUUGUCUUUAAAUAUAUACAUAAAGGUUAGGGGUUUUUUUUGUUUGCUUUUUUAAGCAUUUUCACAAAAUAAAAAUAUCAAAAUGACCCGC